Molecule: messenger RNA, 921 nt
Organism: Ictidomys tridecemlineatus (thirteen-lined ground squirrel)
Lineage: Eukaryota; Metazoa; Chordata; Mammalia; Rodentia; Sciuridae
Product: putative vomeronasal receptor-like protein 4
Biological process (GO): G protein-coupled receptor signaling pathway
Cellular component (GO): membrane
Molecular function (GO): pheromone receptor activity
Source: RefSeq, a predicted model, not a curated record
AUGCUUCCACCUAAGAAGUAAGAAAUGGUUCUGAACUUUGUGAAGGGAACAACCUUCAUGUUCCUAACAGGACUGGGCAUUACUGGGAACACCUUUGUCCUUGUGAGCUACAUUUGUGUUUUCAGAGGCAGUGAGAAGAAACCUAUCCACCUCAUUCUCAUCCACUUGGCUUUAACAAAUAUCCUAAUGCUUUUUACCAAAGGUACACCAAGGACAAUAGCCAGCUUUGGUUUGAGAAAACUUCUAGGUGACAUAGGCUGUAAGAUUGUGGUUUAUCUGGAGAGGGUGGCCCGGGGCCUGUCCAUCUGCACAACCAGUCUCCUCACAGUGGUCCAGGACAUCAUCAUUAGUCCCAGAGCCUCCAGGUGGGGGAGGCUGCAGCCCAGGUCUGCAUGGCACGUCCUUCCCUUGUUGCUCUUCUGUUGGAUUCUCAAUUCCUCGAUAAGCACAAACUUACCAUUUUACAUCAAAAAUACCAACAGCUUGAACACAUCAGAAUUUAGUGAAAGUGACAACUACUGCUAUUUUAUACCAGAAAACUGGAUAAUCAGAUCGAUUUUUAUUGCUCUCAUGGUCCUUCGAGAUGCUGUGUUCCAGGGUGUCAUGGGCUUGGCCAGUGGCCACAUGGUCUUCCUCCUCCACAAGCACCACCAGCACGUGCUCCACCUUCAGACCUCCAAGCUCCUCCACAGAACCCCCCCUGAGGUGAAGGCUGCGAAGAGUGUUUUCCUUUUGAUGCUCUGCUUUCUCUUCUUCUAUUGGGCAGAUUGUUGUGUUUCAUUAUGUUCAGUUUUCUCCUUACUGAAGGAUUAUGUAUCUGGAAGUGCUCAUGAAUUUCUCAUCAUUGGUUAUGCGAUUGUUAGCCCAUUUCUGCUGAUUCACAGAGAUGGAUAUCUGGUUGAAAGUUGCCGUGCUCACUAA